Molecule: messenger RNA, 2153 nt
Organism: Aplysia californica (California sea hare)
Lineage: Eukaryota; Metazoa; Mollusca; Gastropoda; Aplysiida; Aplysiidae
Exons: 4
Coding region: 449-913 (154 amino acids)
Source: RefSeq, a predicted model, not a curated record
AGUUUGGGAGAGGAGUCGUAAAGCGCCCAGUAGCCAGAAAACAUAAUUUGGUGCGGCUUGGUCGUGUUAAUAAAUCAUUUACGGGAAUUCAAGAGAGAACUAACGCCAGAGAUAUUAUACAACAGAGCAAACUUACCUCGAGGAACAUUGGACACACAGCAUAAAUUACAAGUUAUUUUUUAAAAAUUGGAUACCCGAAGCUAUUUUUAGUUAAGAAAGACUUGCUAAAGUUGUCCAUCAAAAGCGUGCCUAGACUGUUCGAGAUUGCUAGAGUGAAACCAUAAAUAACAAUUUUUAUUCGUGGAGGUAAAAGCAGUCUGGGCGAGCGUUGAGAAUAGCCAAUGAUCCGAUCAAACAACUACAUUGUGUAAUUAUACGCAAAGAAUACCUGCAAUUUUGACCGAUUGUUUGAUACAGACUAUAAUACCUCAAAAUAAUACAAAAGAUCAUGUUUUGCCUGGAACCUGCAAACUACGUCACAAGUGUGAUACUCCUUACGUCAUUACUUGCAGUGACGUACUGCCAGUUCUCAGAAGAAGCACCAGCAGAAAACCGGGAGCAAGGCUCAGACAAUGUGGAGUUCCCCAAAGGUAUUAGUCGACUCCUUUUGAAGAACAUGAGAUUUCGAGACUUAUCAGACGCGGAAGAGAACUCAGAGGAAGGAGGCGAGGAGCAUGGCGCGUACACACCAUCUGAUUAUCGUCCUUACCGGAUUCUGGGACAAGAAAGAAAACCCAAGGCAAACAGAUACGCACCUUUCCUCAGGCUCUCAAGGAAUGGUGCUGUCUCGUCACAGUUAUCGAAACGAGAAAGGCAGCAAGCUUUAGUGAGCAAUCUUGCAGCUUUGCUCACAGAUAUGAAAGACAGAGAUGGGGGAUCCACACUGCGCAUGCCUAGCCUCAGAUUCGGAUAACUUCACAAGUCCUUGAACCUCCGGGUUCUGAGAAGUUCAGGCAUCAGAUGGACCAACGCUUCAGACAACUUAUUCCCAUCGUAUUUUGUGAAAGAGUUACAAUUAUUUAUACCACUAGGACAUAUUAUGGCUCGAAAUCUUGCAAAACAGUAAAACAAUAUUUUUAUUCCCAAGCUACUUUGGGGGUAUGCCAGUAGGGUUUUUAGAAAAUUGCUGGAUUAAAUAGGGGGAAAAUUAAAUUACAUUAUGAAAGGGACGACGUAUUAUUCCGUUCAGUUUUCGUCCUUUUUCCUGAAUGAUUAUUUAUUUUCCUCGAAUGGUUAGAAUUUUGUCCACAACACAAUUAUGUAUUUAUAAGAUCUUCUGUCUGGUUUCUGUACCCACCAACCUCCCCCCCCCCCACCUCCAGCACACUAACCCCCUUCCCGUGAUUUCCUGUUUUUCUUUCUAAAGUACUUUUCUUGCUUGUAUCUUUCCCUCUGUAUCCGAAAGCUUUCAUGACUAGGACUCGUGAGCUUUCAUGACCAUUCUCUACAAUUACAAUAUUUUUCUUUAUUUUCUUCUCUUGUGUGUGUAUACAGCAAUCACUCGAUUGGCUUACAUAUCGUACAUCUCUGGGCGAAUCUAUCUAUAAUCAUGCAUGCACUACAUUUCUGGUGGCUGCAUGUAUGUCUGUCUGUUUGCCUACCCAUGAACCGAACCUAUUGGUCUGUCUAUCUAUUUUACUAUCAAAAAGUACUUUUCACUCUUUUCUCGAUCUCUUCUUCUAUCUUUACUUUUAAAAUAUUAUGACAGUCUAAAGGCGGGCUCCAUAGUGAACCAGGUGUGCGUCAGAAUAAAAAAUAUUGACAAUGCCGCUUUGCAUUGAUAAAAUUAAUGCUUAGGAAAGCGACGUAUUAAUAAGUACACACUGUGUUAUUUCUUUACUUAAUACAUCACUUACACAGAAAGAUUUAAUCAGUACUGUCCCCCAAUGGGUAGUCUACGUCUUUGAUACUGGUAUCUGAGAAAGUUUUCUAUAAAUUUAUCAUAUACAUCUACAUAAAUGUCAUUCAUUACUGUUGUCUCAUACCUAAUAAUUGUCAUUUUGAAACAUAUUUUUGGUACCAAUGUUAGAUAAAAAAAGGCUAUUAAAGUAGACCCAAACAAAUUUGCCAUAACGAUUCCUCGCCUUUGUAGCUGGAUGAGAAUGCUUUUGUUUGAAACAAUACAUCGUCCUCUGCUGACCGUACUCUUAAAA